AUGUCGUGGCAAACCUACGUCGAUGAUCACCUUCUCUGCGAUAUCGAAGGGAAUCAUCUCACUCAUGCAGCUAUUCUAGGUCAAGACGGCAGCGUUUGGGCUCAGAGUGCUAGUUUCCCUCAGUUUAAGCCUGAGGAGAUUACUGCUGUCAAUAGUGAUUUUAAUGAGCCUGGAACUCUUGCUCCUACUGGUUUAUACAUUGGGGGGACGAAGUAUAUGGUGAUUCAAGGUGAACCCGGAGCUGUUAUUCGUGGGAAGAAGGGUCCUGGUGGUGUUACUGUUAAGAAGACCACUCUUGCUUUGGUGAUUGGUAUUUAUGAUGAACCAAUGACUCCUGGUCAGUGCAACAUGGUAGUUGAAAGGCUUGGUGAUUAUCUCAUUGAACAGGGUCUCUAA
Molecule: messenger RNA, 396 nt
Organism: Lathyrus sativus (Indian pea)
Lineage: Eukaryota; Viridiplantae; Streptophyta; Magnoliopsida; Fabales; Fabaceae
Source: the annotation of a GenBank genome assembly